Bufo gargarizans (Asiatic toad) is the source of this 2113-nucleotide messenger RNA. Its product is annotated as gastrula zinc finger protein XlCGF57.1-like. The transcript is spliced from 5 exons. Gene Ontology annotation, biological process: regulation of transcription by RNA polymerase II. The record is from RefSeq and is a predicted model, not a curated record. Gene Ontology annotation, molecular function: RNA polymerase II cis-regulatory region sequence-specific DNA binding; DNA-binding transcription factor activity. The coding region runs from base 64 to 1848 and encodes 594 amino acids. Lineage: Eukaryota; Metazoa; Chordata; Amphibia; Anura; Bufonidae.
AUCACUGAGCUGCUGAGCGGAGAGGUUCCUAUAAGGUGUCAGGAUGUCGCUGUCUAUUUCUCCAUGGAGGAGUGGGAGUAUUUAGAAGGACACAAGGAUCUGUACAAGGACGUCAUGAUGGAGAAUCACCAGUCCCUCACAUCACCGGAUGGAUCCAGUCAGAGAAAUCCACCAGAGAGAUCUCCCAGUCCUCAGUAUUCCCAGGACUGUCCAGGGGAGAAACCAAAUAUCCCACUGGAUCAUCAGGAAAGUUCUGGUGAAACGACGAGUGGACUCGAAAAGCCCAUCUCAGUGUCUGUGAAUGUGGAAGACAAGAUGAGCGACUCCUAUGGACAUCUCCAUUUAUCUUCCUAUCAUGAAGCAGAAGAUAACAAUACCACACAAGAGUUAAUAACUCCUAAUGUCCUUCACAGCAGAGAUCCAUCCACUGAUACUGCCGGUCACAAGAAACCUUCAUCUAUGCAGUUACUGAAUGGCAAAACAAGAACUAAACAGAAAUGUGGAAACAUUUUUUCUAGUGAGAAACGUUUAAAAAAAAAAUCUAAUCUUUUUUUCCAUGAGAGCAAUUGCAGAGAUAAUGGGUCAUUUCCAUGCUUGACAUGUGGAAAAUCUUUUAGCAUUAAAUCCAUUCUAGUUAGACAUCAGAGAACUCACACAGGGGAAAAGCCAUUUUCAUGUAUUGAAUGCGGUAAAUGCUUUAGUCGGAAAUCAAAUCUUGUUGUACAUCAGAGAACUCACACAGGAAAGAAGCCAUUUGUGUGUCCUGAAUGUGGGAAGUGUUUUGAUGUGAAGUCAUUGCUUACACAACAUCAAAGAACUCAUACUGGGGUGAAGCCAUUUUCAUGUUCAGAAUGUGGGAAAUGUUUUGUUCAGAAAUCAAAUCUUGUUAGACAUCAGAGAAGUCACACAGGGGAGAAGCCAUUUAUGUGUUCUGAAUGUGGGAAGUGUUUUGGUGCGAAUUCAACUCUUAAAGUACACAUCAGAAGUCACACAAGAAGGAAUCUAUUUUUAUGCUCAGAAUGUGGGAAACGUUUUAGCCAGAAAUCAAAUCUUGUGAAACAUAUAAGAACCCACUUAGGAGACAAACCAUUUUCAUGUCUUGAAUGUGGAAAGUGCUUUACUCAGAAAUCAAAUCUUGUUACACAUCAGAGAACUCACACAGGAGAGAAGCCAUUUAUGUGUCCUGAAUGUGGGAAGUAUUUUACGGUGAAAUCAAUGCUUGACUAUCAUCUAAGAAGUCACACAGGGGAGAAGCCAUUUCCAUGUCUUGAAUGCGGGAAAUAUUUUGCUCAGAAAUCUAAUCUUGUUAGACAUCAGAGAAGUCACACAGGGGAGAAGCCAUUUAUGUGUUCUGAAUGUGGGAAGUGUUUUGGUGUGAAAUCAGUGCUUAUAAAACAUCUAAGAAGUCACACAGGGGAGAAUCCAUUUUCAUGCUCAGAAUGUGGGAAACGUUUUAGCCAGAAAUCAAAUCUUGCUACACAUCUAAGAAUCCACUUAGGAGACAAGCCAUUUUCAUGUCUUGAAUGUGGAAAGUGCUUUAGUCUAAAAUCAAAUCUUGUUCUGCAUCAGAGAACUCACACAGGAGAGAAGCCAUUUUCAUGUUCAGAAUGUGGGAAGUGUUUUAGCUUUCAAGCAAGUGUUGUUCUGCAUCGGAGAACUCACACAAGGGAAAAGCCAUUUUCAUGUUCAGAAUGUGGAAAGUGUUUUAGCUCUCAAACAAGUGUUGUUCGGCAUCAGAGAACUCACACAAGGGAGAAGCCAUUUUCAUGUUCAGAAUGUGGGAAAUGUUUCACCUGUCAAGCAAGUGUUGUUCGACAUCACAGAACUCACACAGAUGAGAAGCCAUAAUUAUGUGGGAAGUCUUUUAUUCAGAAAUCAAGUCUUGCUAAACAUGAGAGAAUUCACUUAGAAGAGAAGCCAUUGCAAUGUUCAGAUUGUACGACAUGUGAGAGAUGUGGAGCUUUAUUGUGAGACCUGUUGCCUAAUUAAGUCUUCUGUAUAACUUAAAGCGGUUUUCUAGUUUCCCAUAUUAAUGACCUAUCCUCAGGAUAGGUCAUCAUUAGGGAUGAGCGAACCCGAACUGUAUAGUUCGGGUUCGUACCGAAUUUUGGGG